Molecule: messenger RNA, 1850 nt
Organism: Etheostoma spectabile (orangethroat darter)
Lineage: Eukaryota; Metazoa; Chordata; Actinopteri; Perciformes; Percidae
Gene: dnaaf10
Product: dynein axonemal assembly factor 10
Exons: 8
Coding region: 238-1431 (397 amino acids)
Molecular function (GO): protein binding
Source: RefSeq, a predicted model, not a curated record
UAGACGUAAUUUGUUUUGGUAGCGACCUCGAGUGGGCUAAGUGUAUUACCUGGAAUAUAUAUAUUUACAAAGUUGUUGCUUUGUUUGUUUUAGUUUAAUUUAUUAGUGAUGGAUGUUUAAUGUCAUGAAGUCACAACAUAAAAUGGAAUAACAUCCAUUUUAUUGCCCCGUUACACGCACCGGAAGAGUAGGUGGCGGUACGCUCUGGUGUGUAGCACGCCUAUAAAACUAAAGUAGAUGAAGAGGAGUCGAGUACGAAGAACAAGAAGAAGAAGAAGCUACAUAGGACGUUUUUUUUGUUACUUUUACAAGAACAAUUCAACCGUUUUACACAUUGUCUCCCAAACGGCAAAUAUGUCGUCGCCACUAGCAAAGCCUCAGAUUAUUGCGCAUCUUCAGAAGAGUUUGAACUACACUGUUUUUGACACUAAAUGGAUUCCCUGCAGCGCGAAGUUCGUCUGUAUGGGGAACUUUCCUAGAGGAACCGGAGUAAUGCAAAUAUAUGAAGUGGAGCACGGAGAUGCUCAGCUUAUCAAGGAGGUAGAGAAACCUAAACCCAUAAAGUGUGGAACAUUUGGGGCUACCUCUCUUCAACAAAGACACAUUGCAACAGGAGAUUUUGAAGGAAAUCUCAAUAUAUGGAAUCUGGAGAUGCCUGAAGUGCCAGUGUACACUGUUAAGGCCCACAAAGAGAUAGUGAAUAGUAUUGAUGCUGUUGGUGGCCUGGGGAUUGGUGAUGGUGCACCUGAGAUAGUUACUGGAAGCAGAGAUGGAACAGUCAAGGUGUGGGAUCCUAGACAGAAGGAUUCACCUGUAGCCAACAUGGAGCCCAUGGAAGGAGAAACCAAGAGGGACUGCUGGACUGUUGCAUUUGGUCAUGCCUUCAACGAUCAGGACCGCUGUGUGUGUGCUGGAUACGACAACGGGGACAUCAAACUCUUUGACCUGCGCAAUAUGUCUCUACGGUGGGAAACCAACAUUAAAAACGGGGUAUGCUGUGUAGAGUUUGACAGGAAAGACAUCAGCAUGAACAAGCUGGUGGCCACCUCACUGGAGGGAAAAUUCCACGUCUUUGACAUGAGGACCCAACACCCCACCAAGGGCUUCGCCUCUGUUUCCGAAAAGGCUAAUAAGUCAACCAUCUGGCAGGUGAGACAUUUGCCUCAAAACAGAGACAUCUUUAUGACUGCGGGGGGUGCAGGCAACUUACAUCUAUGGAAAUACGAGUAUCCUGCUCAGAGAAGCAAAAAAGGCUCAGAUAACAAGGAUGUGGGCGUAGCCGGCUCUGUCAGCCUCUUACAGACCGCCACUCUGUCCACUCAGCCGAUCGCCAGCCUGGACUGGAGCCCCGACAAGCAGGGCCUGUGUGUGUGUUCGGGCUUUGACCAGUCUGUCCGCGUGCUCAUUGUCACCAAACUCAACGUGGUUUGAUAAAGUAGACCACAACAAAGACUGAUGGGCAAGAUCCGUGCAGCUUAAAUAGAAAUCCGACCAAAUUCUAGAGAUUUGCCAACAGUGUGUGAAUCACUGCCUUAUUUUGAGGCGGAUUUGUCUUUUAUUAAAUACUACAAUGUCCUACUGUGGUAGUGUGUCUCAAAUCGCGCACUUCCGUUUUUUUGAGAUUUGAGACACACUAUGGGUCUCGGCGGUUCUGUCUAGAUUUUGUACAAUCGAUACUUAGCUUUAGACUCAUCUUGCCAGAAAAACAUUUAACCCAAAUGAACUUGGAAAUCCUUGGUUGGAGUUAUGCCGUUUUGUCUCUGUUAAAUGCUGUCCUUGAAAAAUGUGUAGUGCUUGGUUAAGCCCAGCAGGCAAAGUAAAAAAAAAAGACAAAAAAACUGUAGUGCAGA